UAUGGCACAGAUACAAAGAUGAGUCCUCUAUCAAUCUCUAUGGCUAAAACAGUCACCAGUAUAGUUGCAUUCGUUUAAAAUUGCUUUUUAUAAUAAAUAAUCUACUAUUGUGAACUGAGUGAUGAGACUCGAAAAUAUUUGACAGUACUGUAAAAAGCUCGAGACUUCUUGGGUCACAUGAGUGGAAACAGAGGCUAGCCCGCCAACGCAGCCAUCAGUGUUGAGCGAGCGAGAGCCAGCUAGUUAACGUUAGCGAACUCCUAUCGAAGCCAAACAAUUGACAGCUUGAAAAAAAGCUUUUAACUAUCACAGUCCUUGGAUGUGUUCUUCAAAACUUGCCAACGCUGUUUGAAUGUUGACUAUGCUUCACAUUAUAAUGACCGACGCGAAACAGACACACGUGACUAAGAACCCGGCCAUUGUCUGUAGCACAUGAUCCGGGCCAGCUGAGACCGAGGGAGGCUUCAAUAAUUCACGGGUUUCAGAAUAUCUACACUGAGCAGUAAAGGUCCUAUUCUCCAGACGAAGAGUCCACGUGUCGUUUAAGAGCCAUGACCGCCAAGUCAUCCCUGCUGAAAGUCAUCCUGCUGGGAGACGGAGGAGUGGGGAAGAGCUCCCUCAUGAACCGCUACGUCACCAACAAGUUUGACACGCACCUCUUCCACACCAUCGGCGUGGAGUUCCUCAACAAGGACCUGGAAGUGGACAGCCGUCUGGUCACCAUGCAGAUCUGGGACACUGCUGGACAGGAGCGUUUCCGCAGCCUCAGGACUCCCUUCUACCGCGGCUCCGACUGCUGCCUGCUCACCUUCAGCGUGGAUGACAACCAGAGCUUCCACAACCUGGCCAACUGGAAAAAGGAGUUCAUCUACUACGCCGACGUCAAGGAGCCCGAGAAGUUCCCCUUCGUGGUGCUGGGGAACAAGGUGGAUGUGACGGAGAGACAGGUGUCUGCUGAGGAUGCUCAACAGUGGUGUCGAGAUAAUGGCAAUCACCCUUACUAUGAGACCAGUGCCAAGGAUUCCACCAACGUAGCUAUAGCCUUUGAGGAGGCGGUGCGGAAUGUGCUAGCCAUGGAGGAGAGGGCAGACCACCUCAUCCCCACAGACACAGUUAACCUCCACAGAAAGCCCCGCUCCAGUGCUUCCUGCUGUUGAUAUAAUGUAGGGCCUACAACCUACAAAGAACUGGAGCUAGGAAGACACACAGGCUUACCAACACUCAUGCUCUCUCAAAUAACAUGUGCAAGCACUGGCUAGUGUCUGUGGAUGAUAAUCCACUGGGCUUGUUGGUCUCUGGACUCAUUGAUGUGAAGAGGGUACUGAAGAAUGGUAUUAUUUGUCAGAUUCCAAGAAAUGCAUUAUAAUUUCAAUCUGCCGUAUUUGAAUUAUAUAGUCUUAAAAAGUAUUACAACAAUGUGGUUGCCAGAAAUAUAUUUCCAAAGUUUAAUUUCCAAUUCAUGUCACACUAAGUUCAUUUUUUAUUUUUUUGUAGAAAGGGUUUCUUACACUGUGACUGAAACCAAGGUUGAGAUGUGCUGCCUUACCAGUGAACAUAUAUUUGAUUGCAUUCAAAUUGUAUUGAGGACCUUAUCCAGAGAUAUGACCCCCAAAUGUGAUACUUUAAAAGCAAGUCACUUUAAUCAACUGACCUGAAUGGGAUUAGGAAUAUACAUAAUAUAUUUAUAACAACAAAUGUUGAUAGAGUAAUUUAUGCAGUAUUUUUAUUUGAUUAAGUUCAAGGUUUACUGUCACUACUUUAUUGUAGAGGGAGAAAUGUAAGCAGAAAUGAAGGCUUAUGAUUUAUUACUGUUUAUUAUAGGUGCUGAGAAUUCUAUACAACUUGCUGGCCUUGCGAUAUUUGUUCUCAACAUACCGUAAUUAAUGAGUUAUUAUGUAAUGGACUCCAUGUUUUAACACCUGCACAGAAGGAUAAGAGAUGAGGAAUGUUCAAUAAAUAGUUGAGUUGGUAUCCUA
Salvelinus namaycush (lake trout) is the source of this 1976-nucleotide messenger RNA. RefSeq names its product ras-related protein Rab-9A-like. NCBI's taxonomy places the organism in Eukaryota, Metazoa, Chordata, Actinopteri, Salmoniformes, Salmonidae. The record is from RefSeq and is a predicted model, not a curated record. Gene Ontology annotation, molecular function: GTPase activity; GTP binding. Gene Ontology annotation, cellular component: lysosome; late endosome; phagocytic vesicle. The transcript has 4 exons. The coding region runs from base 552 to 1157 and encodes 201 amino acids. Gene Ontology annotation, biological process: retrograde transport, endosome to Golgi; Rab protein signal transduction.